GGGGCGGGGUGGUCCCACCCCCGCGGGCGGAGCCGCGUCCGGUCGACAAGAUGGCGGCGGGCCUAAGGGCGGUGAGGCGCUGGAGGCUGGUGGCGGCACCGCCCAGCCUUGCUUUUACUCGUUCUGCAUUUGUUGUGAAAAAAGUGAAUAAUGCCCAACCGAACUGGCUGCGAGUUGGCUUGGCGUUUGGCACCAGUGCUGCCUUGUGGGCUCUCCUUAUCAAGCAGCACAAUGAGGAUGUAACGGAAUAUGAAAGAAGAAAAGCGAGAGCACAUAAGUGUAAACAAUGUUCAUAGCUGAUGACAUGGUCACAAAGAGACGUGCACUACAGAGCCAAGUGUAUGUGGUUGUUGUCCUAUGAAUAAAUGAGCACAGAAGAAGUAAAAGGUUAUCUAAUUACUUGUAUGUUCAUACAUUUCAUGUGCAUAAUUAAAAAUAAAUUAUAAAGUCUAGAAGAAA
Molecule: messenger RNA, 459 nt
Organism: Melospiza georgiana
Lineage: Eukaryota; Metazoa; Chordata; Aves; Passeriformes; Passerellidae
Gene: NDUFC1
Product: NADH:ubiquinone oxidoreductase subunit C1
Exons: 4
Coding region: 51-296 (81 amino acids)
Cellular component (GO): mitochondrion
Source: RefSeq, a predicted model, not a curated record